AAAGAUCAGAAGGUGCAUAACAUCCGUUUCCUCUCUCUCUCUCUCUCUUUGUGUAUGUGUGUGUGUGUGUGUGCCUUCCUCGAUGACAAAACAAUAGAAGGCAAGGAAAGGCAAGGUAAGCUCGCGCUACCUGACCAUCUGGGAUGUGCCCCGUCAUGGGGAUGAUUAAUAAUAGCCAACUAUGGGUAUGUAUAUGCGUGUAGACAUACUACACACCGCAAAUUAACCGCGCGACAGGGACAUGGGGAGCAAGGAGGUGGCACUAUUUAUUCGAUAAUGGGGACUGCGGAAAGAUCCUUCUUCUCCUUAUGUAUGUAUGUGUGUGUGUUGUGUGUGUUCUUCGGUUACCUCCCGGUCCAGUGGAAACCCGACCGUUUUACUGUUGGAGUAGAAGUGUUACCGGUAGCCUGGUACUCACGAGCUGACCGCAGGGGUCUUUUUUCUUUCUUUCUUUCCUCCCUUUCUUUCGUAGUUGUAUUUUUUUUGCUUCUUGUUUUAUAUUAGGUACCUUGGGUAUAUAUGUACAUACAUACAUACUAUGUACAUCACAUUACACGAGGGGACUGGGACUAUUAUAGAGAUGAUCUACGUACAUAUAUGCUACCUGGCUACGUACGUGAUGAGACAGCCAUGCGAGGUCGAGAUAGAGUGGCGACCAGGGUUUGUUUGGUGUAUGGUGGUGUAGUGUAAGUUGGGGGCGUGAUCCGCGGUGCUGUCAGUGGUCUGUCUACGUGGACUUGUAAGUAUGUAUUCAUUCGUUGCAUCAUUGUACGUAUAAUCAGGGCGAACCUAUUCAUAUACUCGGAUACGUAUCCAACUAGAUACUGUCAUGUAACGUCAAUAUUCCUAGGUCGCCGAUGAGAUGCAAGAUCCGCUUGCUGGAGAUUGUCCUACGUAUCAUACCGCUGGGGGCGUGUUAUAUUGGUUUUGUAAGUUUUAUUUUACCUUAGCUAUCCACAUACGGGGAGACCGUUCCGAGACAAAAAAAAAAAGCAUCCGCUGAAGAGACAGGCUUGAGAGACAUCGGUUUUACUUUAUUACUAAUAAUUAACUACUGCUUAUUCGUAAAUAAGGAGAGUUAGAUUUCCUACGAGAUUGGAAGAAAAGGGGGAAAAAUACCUUAGGUACCUGUAAACAGGUAGCAAUAAAGAGAGAAAAGGAAAAAAAA
Daldinia caldariorum is the source of this 1168-nucleotide messenger RNA. RefSeq lists its product as uncharacterized. NCBI's taxonomy places the organism in Eukaryota, Fungi, Ascomycota, Sordariomycetes, Xylariales, Hypoxylaceae. The transcript has 2 exons. The coding region runs from base 277 to 504 and encodes 75 amino acids. The record is from RefSeq and is a predicted model, not a curated record.